AUGCGCUGGCAAGCAAAGCCCUCGACUUCAGGCGGCCCUCACCACCUCUACGCCACCCACCUGGACUCCCACAUCAACCUCACGCUGUACCAGCUUGCCGCAUCUGGUUCCCCUCCCCACCAGCAAAGACUUCCCUACGCCGCCCUCCACCAUUCGUCGCCCAGCUCAGCACCGCUGUGCUGGCCACCCUCCUGCCUCAAGCACCCAUAUCACACAAAUUUGCCCACGGACCUCGACAACUCCACAGGCCCUACACAGAGGUUCCACCAAGCCUUCCCCUUCAGGACCACUGCCGCCCCACCUCACUGCCCGUUCUGCGACGCGGCCGAUAGUCCCUCACACACUUUCUGGCUCUGUGGUCGGGCAUGCUACCUCUGGACCACCACCCUCCGCAUCUGGUUCGACCACGCCACCCCCCCCAACACAGACGACCUACAGACCUCCCUCCUCCAUGGGACUCAGCCCCCGGCUGCACCAUGA
This is a messenger RNA of Aphanomyces astaci, 480 nucleotides long. RefSeq lists its product as hypothetical. The transcript has 3 exons. The record is from RefSeq and is a predicted model, not a curated record. The coding region runs from base 1 to 480 and encodes 159 amino acids. NCBI's taxonomy places the organism in Eukaryota, Oomycota, Saprolegniomycetes, Saprolegniales, Verrucalvaceae.